Jatropha curcas is the source of this 1515-nucleotide messenger RNA. RefSeq lists its product as uncharacterized. Lineage: Eukaryota; Viridiplantae; Streptophyta; Magnoliopsida; Malpighiales; Euphorbiaceae. The record is from RefSeq and is a predicted model, not a curated record.
CACUUGGUAUCUAAUACCUCAGUUGCUGUGCCAGCUCCAAUGGCUUUUGACCAUUUUUGGCCGGCGAGACCUCUCCUUAAUCAGGAUUAUCAUAAUCAUUAGUAUUAUAAUAAACACCCUACUAACUUAUAGUAGCAUCUUAUUUUUCUUUAUUAAACAAAUAAAAAAAAAAAAGAAAAAAAAAAGAAAGGGAAGUUAGUGCUUCUCCAAGUCCAAAGCAAAGCCAUGGCUUUCUUUUGCUGUUCUUCUUAUUCUAUUUUGUCCUUGUUGCUUCUCCAAAAUUUCCAUAUGCCUUUUUGCAAUGACCAACUCACAAACCCACACUUCAGUAACGAAUCUCAAUCUGCGAUCUAACAGUACUAAUAAUGCUUUCUUUGCUUUCCAUAAUCCAUAGUACAAUAAUUCUAUCCUCUCUGCCCUGUCCUUUUCAUUCCCAUGAAGUCAAAGAGGGAAGAGCGGUGUACAAUUAAAUUCCUCAUUCUUGAAGAAAUUAACUCACGAGAUUUCCAUGCACGCCUCUUCAUUCUUUAAUCUGAUCAAAACUAUCUAUCUGUAUGUGCCUCUCUUAAUAUCUACUACUAUUCUUUUAUUUUCUUAUUUUUGCCAUUCCUCUUUGUUAUUCUCUCUGGGUUCUCAAAUUCUGUCUGGCUAAAGAAAAACAAAAAUGAGUCAACUCAGUGUGAUAUUGCAGGAAUCGGCACGGAGAGAAAGGGAGGUGAUAACGAUUAUUGGAUUGCUGAGACAGCAAAUGGAUACUGUAGAUGGGAGGAGAAGAACGACCAGGAUGGGUCUGAAGGAACGGUUAGGAUUAAGAGGCUUAGCCUGUUGUGGGGCCACGUGGGGUUUCAGACCUACCACCAUUAGCGUCAGAGACGAUGAGGAAGAGCCACGGGAGCAACAAACAGAGGUCGUAAAUACUGGUCCGACUCCCUCCCAAGAAAUAUCGGAUCCGGAUUGUCUUCCGAUCCCGGCAUCUUCAGGUAUGAAUUUGGCGGCAGCAUUGGCCGCUGAACGUCAAUUCCGGGAGGCAUCGAGCAUGAAUGGAUCAAACGGCAACGCGGAUAGCAUGACAGCGCCGGGAACGCCGUUGAGGGUAUCUUUGAUGAGGCUGUUAGAGGAAAGUGAGGUUGGGGAUGGAGAAAUCGGCGGGGGAGAGAAGGAGGGAGGAGGAGUGGGGAGCGAUACAGUGUGCUGCGUGUGCAUGGUAAGGAAAAAGGGCGCGGCGUUUAUCCCAUGUGGGCAUACAUAUUGCAGGGUGUGUUCGAGAGAGGUUUGGCUGAAUCGAGGGUCCUGCCCCCUUUGUAAUCGAUUAAUCCUCGAGAUUCUCGACAUUUUCUAGCAGUUUGAUCAUCACCAUCAAUUUGUUUGUUUGUUCGUUUAAUGAUGCCUCGAGAUCAUCAAUAGUUUGUCUUCGUUGCCUUAAUUUUUUCUUUUCCAUUGACUUUCAGCAUGGACUUGUUCUGUUACUAUUUUCGUUUGGCAUAUGAAAAAUAUUUGAAAAAGAAAAUUAUAGUA